CGCCCUGGCUUGAAGGGUGGGCCUGGGGCGCAGGUCUAGCCCUAGCCCAGACACCGUCUGGAAAGGGUGUGGCUAACUUCUCCCAUGGGCUACAGGGUUGACCACUGGAACAACGAGAAGGAGCGGCUGGUGCUCAUCACGGACCAGUCCCUGCUCAUCUGUAAAUACGACUUCAUCAACCUCCAGUGCCAGCAGGUGGUCAGAAUAGCCCUGAAUGCUGUGGACACCAUCUCCCACGGAGAGUUCCACUUCCCCCCAAAGUCCCUGAACAAGCGAGAAGGUUUUGGGCUGCGCGUCCAGUGGGACAGGCAGAGUCGCCCUUCCUUCAUCAACAGGUGGAACCCGUGGUCCACCAACAUGCCCUAUGCCACCUUCAUCGAGCACCCGAUGGCCGACGCCGAUGAGAAGACUGCAUCUCUGUGCCAGUUGGAGAGCUUCAAGGCCCUGUUAAUCCAAGCGGUCAAAAAGGCCCAGAAAGAGUGUUCUGCCCCGGGGAGAGCAAACGCGGUGCUGGUGCUGGAGCGCCCCCUGCUGAUCGAGACCUAUGUGGGCCUGAUGUCCUUCAUCAACAACGAGGCCAAGCUGGGCUACUCCAUGACCAGAGGCAAGAUCGGCUUCUAGAGGCGGCGCUGGGGAGCACCUCUCGAGAGGCCAUCAGCCCCACCUGCCGACUCAGCCAGAGCCGGGUUACGGCAAAGGGCAGGUGCGAGCUGGGUGUGGACACUGGUUACCCGAGCGGCUGGACAAAGACAAAUGGAUUCUGGGUCAGGACUUCCCUUCCCCUCUGUGUAUCUCUGGCUGUUUGUGGUUGUUCCACCCCAGCCACUGUUGCAUGUUAAUAAACGUCCGUGAGCCCA
Echinops telfairi (small Madagascar hedgehog) is the source of this 857-nucleotide messenger RNA. It is a transcript of the gene TPRG1L, whose product is annotated as tumor protein p63 regulated 1 like. The transcript has 3 exons. Bases 85 to 621 code for a protein of 178 amino acids. Gene Ontology annotation, cellular component: synaptic vesicle; cytoplasm. Lineage: Eukaryota; Metazoa; Chordata; Mammalia; Afrosoricida; Tenrecidae. The record is from RefSeq and is a predicted model, not a curated record.